AUGGACGAGCUUUCCAAGGAGCAGAUCGCGGAGUUCCGGGAGGCCUUCAGCCUCUUCGACAAAGACGGCGACGGGACGAUCACGACGAAGGAGCUGGGGACGGUGAUGAAGUCGCUGGGGCAGCACCCGACGCAGCAGGAGCUGCAGGACAUGCUGGAGGAGGUGGACGCCGACGGCAGCGGCUCCAUCGACUUCAACGAGUUCCUCUCCCUGGUGGCGCGGCAGAUGCGAGGCGACGCCGACGCCGAGGAGGAGCUCCACGAGGCCUUCCGCGUCUUCGACAAGGACAACAACGGCGCCAUCUCCCUCGACGAGCUCCGCACCGUCAUGAAGAACCUCGGCGAGAAGCUCUCCGAGGACGAGCUCAACGAGAUGCUCAAGGAGGCAGACGUCGACGGCGACGGACAGAUCAACUACAAGGAGUUCGCUAAGGUCAUGAUGGCAAAACGGCGGCAAAAUAUGGAAGAAGAUCAUAGAGGUGGCAACCACGGCGGGUCAGAUCACUCCAGCGGCGGCGGUGGUGGUUGCCCAUCGUGUACGAUUCUUUGAGAAAUUCGGGGGCUUCUUUGGCUUUAUAGUCUGGCUUAUGACAGAACAAAGUUUUAAACAUGUAAAACAACAAGCAAAACAAGACACCCGUGAUUCAUAGU
Molecule: messenger RNA, 650 nt
Organism: Lolium rigidum
Lineage: Eukaryota; Viridiplantae; Streptophyta; Magnoliopsida; Poales; Poaceae
Product: neo-calmodulin-like
Exons: 3
Coding region: 1-549 (182 amino acids)
Molecular function (GO): enzyme regulator activity; calcium ion binding
Source: RefSeq, a predicted model, not a curated record